AUGUCUCUGCCUGGACUGUCGCAGCCUGUCACGCUGCACUCCAGCCGGGACACUGGCAUGUGCAUGCUCACCCCCGAGCAAUGCGCCUACAAGCAGCGCCACUGGUUGUUCUGGUACGAGGCCGACCACAGGUACGCCUUCCCGACUCUCGCCUUGUUCUUGUGUACAAUCAUCGUCUUCGCCGUCGUCCACACCCUCGACGCCUACGGCCCGAACAGCUGGACGCAGAGCAAGCUUCGGAGGAGAGCGGCCGCCGCGACGCGAUGGGCCUCCCUAUCGGCGCUGGCGGGUCCGGUCCUCGCCACCAAGGCCAACCUCACCGCUAGUCUGAUCGGCACAUUCCACGAGAACCUACUUGUCUGGCACAACUGGGUCGCCUGGGCCAUGCUCAUCCUCGCCUUGUUCUACAACUUUCCCUUUAUCGUGCAGGGCAUCCACGCCGGCGAUACUGCCUGGCUGACCUUCUUCUCUCUCCGCUGGCUGCGCGAGCGGUACUACGAGAUCUUCAAGAUGACGCGCUUUUUCGCCGCGCUCAUCUUUAUCCUCUUCUUCUUCUUCCUCCACUGCGACGGCAUCUUCACCUCCUGGGACUACUUCAUCGCCGCCGCUGCCCUCCCUCACAAGGAAUGGCUGGCCCUCGGGGGCGAAGAGACGCUCAAGAUCGCCAUUGACACCACCGUCGAGUGGACGCCCGGCCAGCACACCAACCCCGGCACCACGGUACGCGUACUCCUCGACGGUCCGUACGGCGGCAUGCAGAGCCGAUGGUACAGCGGCUUCGACCACGCGGUUGUCAUUGCCGGUGGUGCCAGCGCCGGGUUCACCCUCGGUUUGGUUGAGGACUUUGUCGCCCGGUGCACGUUGACAGCAGCAGUCGCGCAAGACCGCAAUUUGACACUGGUCCUGUCAUCACGCGAUCUCGAGCUGAAGAGAUGGUACCUAGACGCCAUCGCGGCGCUGCUGGACGCACAGCAGACGAAGGAGGGAAACAAGGAGGCGGCACGGAUAGCGGGCUUGACUAUUCACAUCCACCACACUUGCAUCGCGCACGGUUCGCCCGCGGACAGCAGCGAGGACAACAGCUUGCCUGCCAAGGUCUGGCUUCCAUGA
Molecule: messenger RNA, 1110 nt
Organism: Emericellopsis cladophorae
Lineage: Eukaryota; Fungi; Ascomycota; Sordariomycetes; Hypocreales; Bionectriaceae
Product: Ferric/cupric reductase transmembrane component 7
Exons: 5
Coding region: 1-1110 (369 amino acids)
Biological process (GO): copper ion import; intracellular iron ion homeostasis; iron ion transport
Cellular component (GO): plasma membrane
Molecular function (GO): ferric-chelate reductase activity
Source: RefSeq, a predicted model, not a curated record